This is a messenger RNA of Lolium perenne, 1742 nucleotides long. Its product is annotated as exopolygalacturonase. Lineage: Eukaryota; Viridiplantae; Streptophyta; Magnoliopsida; Poales; Poaceae. Gene Ontology annotation, molecular function: polygalacturonase activity. Gene Ontology annotation, biological process: carbohydrate metabolic process. The record is from RefSeq and is a predicted model, not a curated record.
AGCUUCUCACAAAAUCAAGGACCAGGGAACUUGCACAACCAAAAUGGCGUUCAGGAAUGUCGCGAUCAGAGUCUUCUUCCUCUUGUUGGUGGUGAGCGCGGCGUUCGCCAAAGACAAGGAGGAGAAGAAGGAAGAUAAGAAGGAAGAUAAGAAGGAUGAGAAGACGGAGGGCGCAGCGUCCGAGGCUGACGGGACCUACGACAUCACCAAGCUCGGCGCCAAAGACGAUGGCAAGACAGACUGCACCAAGGAGGUGGAGGAGGCAUGGGCUUCGGCAUGCGGUGGCACCGGGAAACAGACGAUCGUCAUCCCAAAGGGGGAUUUCCUGACUGGACCUCUGAAUUUCACCGGACCAUGUAAGGGGGACAGCGUGACCAUCAAGCUAGAGGGCAACCUUCUGGCCUCCAACGACCUGGCCAAGUACAAGUCUAACUGGAUCGAGAUCAUGCGCGUCAAGAACCUCGCCAUCACUGGCAAAGGCACGCUCGACGGCCAGGGCAAGGCCGUCUGGACCAAGAACAGCUGCGCCAAGAGCUACGACUGCAAGAUCCUGCCCAACUCAUUGGUGCUGGACUUCUGCGACGACGCGCUCAUCGAAGGCAUCACCAUCCUCAACUCCAAGUUCUUCCACCUCAACAUCUACGAGUGCAAGGGCGUGACUGUCAAGGACGUGAUCGUCAGCGCGCCUGGGGACAGCCCCAACACCGACGGCAUCCACAUGGGCGACUCCUCCAAGGUCACAAUCAUGGACACCAAGAUCGGCGUCGGCGACGACUGCAUCUCCAUCGGCCCCGGCAGCAAGGAGGUCAACAUCAGCGGCGUCACCUGCGGUCCAGGCCACGGCAUCAGCGUGGGCAGCCUCGGACGGUACAAGGACGAGAAGGACGUGACAGACGUCACCGUCAAGAACUGCGUGCUCAAGGGCUCCACCAACGGCCUCCGGAUCAAGUCGUACGAAGACGCCAAGUCGCCGGUCGUAGCGUCCAACUUCCACUACGAGAACGUUCAGAUGGACGACGUCGGCUACCCCAUCAUCAUCGACCAGAAGUACUGCCCCAACAAGAUCUGCACCUCCAAGGGAGACUCCGCCAGGGUCACCGUCAAGGACGUCACAUUCACCAACAUCACCGGCACCUCCUCCACCCCCGAGGCCGUCAGCCUGCUUUGCUCCGACAAGAAACCGUGUGAAGGUGUCACCAUGAACGACGUCAAGAUUGAGUACACCGGCAAGAACAACAAGACCAUGGCUGUUUGCACCAACGCCAAGGUCACCGCUAAGGGUGUCGACAAGGCUAACAGCUGUGACGCGUGAGCCAUUCUUUCACACCUUCGACGCCCCCAUCGUCUCUUACCUCCCACAGCAGACAUUUUUGAAGAGAUAAUUAACAAGACUACACGUGCCACCUGAAGAUCGUUGCCUCGAGGCACUCUUAUGUACGGCAUGAUUUCUUUCUUCGCUGUAUUUGUAAUCUACCAGGUUUUUUAAUUUCCUUUUUUUUUUUGUUACCAUCCCGGUCGUUUCUCUGUCAAGAGAAGAUACAGACCGCUCCAGGAGAUCAUCUACUAGUUUAAUCUCUUCAUGGGUUUAUUAUCAUUGUCCUUUUGUUAAGAAUUCAUGUAUGUGCCGGCUCAGAGCCAGCCAAAGGCAAGGUGCUUGACUGUCGAUCUAAUUUUGACGGUUUGAUUUAUUUUUAUUCUUGUGCUGGCAAAAUAAAAUAAAAAUAGAUUGAUGGAUUGACUUA